Messenger RNA from Rubroshorea leprosula, 622 nucleotides. NCBI's taxonomy places the organism in Eukaryota, Viridiplantae, Streptophyta, Magnoliopsida, Malvales, Dipterocarpaceae. The record is from the annotation of a GenBank genome assembly.
CAGCCCACAGGCAUCCUUCUUCCUCAUUAGUUGAGCUCAAAUCAGUCUAUGAUGACGAAAGGGCAAAACGUGGUUGCCUCUAUCACUCUUCGUCACUCAUACCUCAAAAAACUUGUCUUUCCAAAAGCGGUAAUGCAGACACAUCGUCAUCUUUUGCCCCCGACCUUACAGGGGCAUAGUCAACAAGCUGGUGCGACAUUGAAGAGUGGAAAUCAAGAGUUCUCAGUCACCUUCUCACUCGGACGAAGUAAUGAUCGUCUCGUUCUCCUGGAAACCGGCUGGAAAGACGUUGUUGACCAGCUUGGUUUGAAGGAAGGUGACGGGGUGACCAUUUCUUUGGACGAUAGAGCAAGUUCCACUUAUUUGAUUAAAUUGAUCGAAACAGUUUUAGCACCAGUUGAGGGGCCUCAGGCGGAAGAGGGCGACAUCUACCAAGGAGGGGAUGAUGCUCAUGCAAAAGUUGUGAAAUUUGACCUGAAUAAAUUACCGGAGGAAUCUGAUGAAGAGGAGAUAAAUUAAAGUAAUUAAGUGGGUUCACACUUACUAAUAAUAACAUGUAAUAGAUGUUGUAGUUGUUUCAUUUUGUUUCUUAUAUCCCUUUCAAUAAUAUUUCAUUUUGGCU